Momordica charantia (bitter melon) is the source of this 783-nucleotide messenger RNA. Its product is annotated as Ribosomal protein S19 family protein. The record is from RefSeq and is a predicted model, not a curated record. Gene Ontology annotation, molecular function: RNA binding; structural constituent of ribosome. Gene Ontology annotation, cellular component: ribosome; cytosolic small ribosomal subunit. Lineage: Eukaryota; Viridiplantae; Streptophyta; Magnoliopsida; Cucurbitales; Cucurbitaceae. Gene Ontology annotation, biological process: ribosomal small subunit assembly; translation.
UUGUUUCUAUAUAAGCUUGAUCGACAAUUUUACUUCACUCGAAACCCUAGCAGCCAGAAUCGCUAAUUGCACUCACGGCGUAUUCCGAUAUCUGAACUCCAACCAUGGCGGACGACAAUCCCGAUGUGGCGGCGGCGGGUGUGCCGAAGAAGAGGACGUUCAAGAAGUUCAGUUUCCGCGGAGUCGACUUGGAUGCUCUCCUCGACAUGUCCACGGAUGAGCUUGUCAAGCUCUUCACUGCCAGGGCUCGCAGAAGGUUCCGAAGGGGUCUGACAAGAAAGCCAAUGGCUCUGAUCAAGAAGCUACGCAAAGCGAAACGUGAGGCACCACCCGGUGAGAAGCCAGAACCCGUUAGAACUCACCUGCGCAACAUGAUUAUAGUACCUGAAAUGAUUGGAAGUAUUGUCGGAGUUUACAACGGGAAGACCUUCAAUCAAGUUGAAAUCAAGCCUGAGAUGAUUGGCCAUUACCUUGCUGAGUUUUCUAUCUCGUACAAGCCUGUCAAGCACGGCAGACCUGGUAUUGGUGCUACUCACUCAUCAAGGUUCAUUCCUCUGAAGUGAAAAGAGAAUAGAAUUUCAGUCUUGGAGUAUACUCUGGUUUCCUUCAUGGAUAUUUAUUUUUUCUUUAUUAGUCUAUUUUUGGCGACUUUUUGACUGAAUUUAAUUUCUAUAAACAAUGAAACGUAAUUUUGAUGUAUGAUGCUGCACUUGUUAAACUAGAGAGAUCUUGUCUUAUUACCAAGAAUUCUUAAGCUGUUUGCAGGAUGUGCCUUGUGUGUUA